AUGCCUCCAGUGCCACCGGAACGUCGCGGAGAAGAUGCCAAUGCGCCACCCACAAGUCCUAGGGACAAGGUUCCAUGCAGCUAUUGCGUAGGCGUUAGCGUGUACACCAAAGCCAUGUGGCGGGAGCGUCGAAGCCCGGAAUGUAAGGGUAUUCAAGUGAAUUUCAACUCCAGUCGUGAACGUCUGCAGGAAAUGAGAGAGCGCGCAGCUCACCCUAGGAAGGAAGAUUUCACCUUCAUUGGCGUCGGACUGUCUGCGUACUCUCCCUCGUGGAUGGAAGAGGGCAAACAUUUGCCACACGUCAAGGGACUGGGCAUCAUCGCCAUCCACACGGACAAUGACGAGCUCAUGAAGCAGAUCGAGGAGCGUAAACGUAUCAAGCGUGAGCUCCAGAAGAACGUAGGCAACAGAGGCGACCUGCAAGACGGAGACGAGGACGAUGAGCUGGUGACUGACGAGGAUGACGAUGAGCUGUUCGACUUUGAGGACGCAGAGGCGACAGACGACGGUCAGGCGCUCGUGGGGAGCGAAGUGGUGCGUGGACUGCAGACGCCUCGCGGGCCAGCGGUUGUACCCGCGUCGAUUACUUUGGGGGAAGUGAAGGAUCGAGUCGUGGAGAAGACAAAGUACUCGGUGAACGCCAUGUAUAAAUUCUGGGAGCGUCGGCUGGAUGGCUUCAGUGACAGGUAUGUGGACUCGUGUCGACGACUGACGGCGCAGAUGGAGAAGCAGGUGGGUAAUACACCGCGUAAUGUCAUGUGGCUUGUGCAUCGCAUCGACGAAUAUGUGUUUGGGAAGGAUGAGGGUGACACCAAGUAA
Molecule: messenger RNA, 819 nt
Organism: Phytophthora infestans T30-4
Lineage: Eukaryota; Oomycota; Peronosporomycetes; Peronosporales; Peronosporaceae
Exons: 3
Coding region: 115-819 (234 amino acids)
Source: RefSeq, a predicted model, not a curated record